This is a messenger RNA of Fomitiporia mediterranea MF3/22, 624 nucleotides long. RefSeq lists its product as uncharacterized. The record is from RefSeq and is a predicted model, not a curated record. The coding region runs from base 1 to 624 and encodes 207 amino acids. Lineage: Eukaryota; Fungi; Basidiomycota; Agaricomycetes; Hymenochaetales; Hymenochaetaceae. The transcript has a single exon.
AUGCUCGGCAUCACCUUUGAUGGGUCCACACUGCGUGCGUUUACUUUCCUCAGUGCCGUGCAUGACACCAUUUCGAACGGAAGCAGUGACCCUCCACUCCUCUCUCAGCCCAGUCUGUCCACACUAUCCACUUCACCCUCUCCCUUCGAGCCAGAACGUCCCGGAGAUACACCUUUGAAAUCAUCCACAGCUACUGCUGGGUUCACUGCACCUCCGAUUGCAUAUCAUAGCCAGAACAUGCAAUGUGCUUGCACAGACAUGUUUUCCCCUACAGCCCAAAUUAGCUCGUUCAACGCUCCGGAUUUCAACCCAGGUGAACCACUCACACUCGCUGUACGCUGUCGUAGUGCAUCCAUCUUUUCUCUCCUAUUGUCACUCGCUAAUCACUCUGUAGUAGUCAAUAUCUUAACCUGUCUAACAGGCGCAGCCUCAACCUCCACAACCUGCUCGACCCCAACCCACAUGCACACGCAAUUCGACUCACAGAGUCUGAGUGACGAUCAAAACGUGGUGACGAAGACUACGUUGAACAGCCUGAGGAUGCGUUCAUCAUUUUCCGACACGAAUCCCGCUCGCAGAAGAACCAGGCAGAGGCAGCUAGUGGUGCAGGGGUUGGGACUGUAG